CUUUGUUUUUCUGUAGACUUGCUUCCAUUCUUCUUCAUUCAGCUGAUCUUUUCCAGAAUUCCAUUAUAGUUGAAUUUUUUAAAAAACAAACUAUAAAUGAAAUGCCCCCUUUAAUUAGCUUUCUGAUUUAAAAAUAAAAAAUCAUAACAAGCUAAUCAAAAAUACUCUGUCAAACAUAUAUUUAACAGUUUUUUGAGUUAAAAAAAGGCCUGACUGACCCAGUAUCACUGUGACUGGUUCUGUGUCUGUGACUUGCUCUACCUUUCUAAAUAUUUAAAAGCUGCCCAGCUCUUAGUGUCUGGUUGCAGUCUGCUCACUAACACAGCAGCCAGAACCAACAAUGGCCCAGCUCAUGUCUUCACUGGGGCUGUUGUGCCAGAUCAAUGCGUUUACCUUCCUGCUUCUCAGCUACAUCCUCUUUGUCGUGCUGGGAGGUCUGGUGUUCACAGCGGUGGAGAUGCCGGUGGAGAAGGAGCUGAAAGUGGAGGUGGAGGAGCUGCGUCGCCUCUUCCUGCAGGAGAACCCCUGCGUGCGGGAGCGCAGGCUGAGUGAGCUGCUGGAGAAAGUUCUCUCUGCUCACCAGAGUGAUGUAGCCGUUCUGAAGGCUGAUGCUGACGAGAGCGACUAUGACUUCACCUCGUCGCUCUACUUUGUGAUUGUUACUCUGACCACCAUGGGUUCUGACUCUUACACUCCCAAAUCAGAUGAAGCCAAGCUCUUCUGUAUCUUCUACUGCACCCUGGGGAUCCCCCUCACCCUGUUCCUCCUCACCCUCCUCUCCAACCUCCUCCUCCCCGUCCUCACCGAUGCCCCUGUGCACCAUCUACACACUCACUGGGCCCUGCCCUACACCCGGGCCACCAUCAUCCACGCCACCCUCCUCUCAGUGCUGGUCGUAUCCCUCCUUUUCCUUCUCCCCGCUCUCCUGGUGUGUGUGGUGGAGCCGGAGUGGAGCUUCCUGGACGCUCUCUUCUUCUGCUUUCUCAUCCUGAGCACCGUCGGUCAGGGAGGAAACUCUGUGGGGAGAAGCUGGAGCCCAGCGGCCAAGGAGACACUCAAUCUCCUCACCACAUGUUACCUGCUGGUGGGCCUGGUGGUGCUCAUCACCUUCAAGGAGACUCUCCUGCAGGUUCCCCAGGUCCGUGCGGUGAUCAGGCUCUUCGCUGGUGUGCAGUAUGCAGAGCUGGAAGGUGUCAAUCUCAACGAACUGACACUGAGCGAAGAAAAUUGUGAAGAGGAGCCUCAGUACUUCUCGUCCAUCUGUACCAUCUCCUCCACUCCCUUAGAACUGAUGACCCCUUGUUCAGACCCCCAGAGAUCCACACCCUCAACUCUCCAAACCACCUGAGAUGCACAACUGGACACCAACCUGUCCACAACACCUCCACAACCCGACUCUUACAUGUUUGAAUAUUCAAAUACUUAAUGCACUGCACUUCAAUAUUAUCACAUUCCUCUGGAGUAAGCUGUGAAGUUCAGUCAUAAUUCAAGUUCAGUUCCAGUAAAGCUGUACAGCUGCAAGACUGAAAUGUUUCCUAUUCACGAUGUCCAUAUUUAGUCUUUAAACAUCAUGAUGGAGCUCAUGAGUGCAACACAAUGAUAUAAGCAGCUGGGCUUGGAAAUAUUUAACCAGCACAGUUUAACUAUAACAUACAGUAUGAGAUAAACAACAUUCACUCACAGUAAAAUGAGACUAAACUGUUUAAUAGCACACAAGAACACUGAAUUGAUUAUCUGUACUGUGCAGGCUAUUGGAAAGUCUUAAAAAGCACUGAAUUAGCUUCCUCAAAAAGGCCUUAAAAAGGUAUUAAAAAAGGAUUUUUCUUGAUGUUUAAUAUUUUCUCUUGCCUGUCGUAGGCAGCGAUAGUUAUAAAAUGUUUUGAUCUGAUUACAGGCUGUCAGGAGAGGCUACACACCUAUAAACUGAAAGUGGGAUUGUUUCAGCAGUGGAUUGUGCUGCAGCAAGUUAUUUCCUCCUUUUGUGUGGAGUCAUACCUGCAGCAAACACUGACAUUAUUAUAUUAAUAGGAAUUCUUGUUAUAUACAGUACUGCUGGGAUGUAGAAGUACUGAAAAACAUGUGAUAUAAUACUAAAUAUAUGUAGGCCAUAUAGUCCUACUGGUUUUCCAUCAUACUUUCAUUCUUUGGAUGGUAUGAUGGUGAAACAUGGUAAAUAACAUUUUAUGUGGUAUUAACAGUCUUUAAAAGUCUUAAAUUUAACUUGGUGAACCUGUAGAAAUCCCUGCUGGGAAACUUUGAGGCGAGGUAACCUUUAUUUUUCUGUUUUGCUGUACCCAAAGUAUGUUUUCUUUUUUUCCUACAGCACACAAAAGUGCUUAAAACAACCUAAAUGUGUCUCAAGUAUCUUAAGUCAGUUGUGCUGCUAUAGUUAUGACAUGUAACUUUAAGGAACUGGAAGUACUUUAACCUAACCUAAGAAAAAUGUGUACACGUCCUGCU
Messenger RNA from Thunnus maccoyii (southern bluefin tuna), 2460 nucleotides. RefSeq names its product potassium channel, subfamily K, member 7 (gene kcnk7). The coding region runs from base 341 to 1348 and encodes 335 amino acids. Gene Ontology annotation, biological process: potassium ion transmembrane transport; stabilization of membrane potential. The transcript has 3 exons. NCBI's taxonomy places the organism in Eukaryota, Metazoa, Chordata, Actinopteri, Scombriformes, Scombridae. Gene Ontology annotation, cellular component: membrane. The record is from RefSeq and is a predicted model, not a curated record. Gene Ontology annotation, molecular function: potassium ion leak channel activity.